AUGGGAACGGCGGGGCGGAGGACAGUGCAAAUAUUAAUGCGGCACUCAUCCGGCGCGCUAAACAAUUCAUACGUCAGACGUCAGAUUAACCUGAGGCCGAGCGCGGAUCGGCGAUUGUGCGAGAAACAAUCCGAGCGGGCGGCGAUACGUCUGCAGUCCAAGAGAGCGCCAAAGCCGGGCGUGAAGGAACAAAGCCUCCAAUUACCCGAGCGGGCGCGCCGUGGGCUUUUAGUGAAUAAUGAGCCGCUUAUUCCGCCGGAUGACGGCUCCACUAGAGCUGUUCUCGAGUGGGACGCGGACCACCCGGGCCAACGCGCCGCGAGAGCACUCGCCGCUGCGACGAGCCACGGGCGGCUUGCGGUCACCGUGUCAACA
Iphiclides podalirius (scarce swallowtail) is the source of this 375-nucleotide messenger RNA. NCBI's taxonomy places the organism in Eukaryota, Metazoa, Arthropoda, Insecta, Lepidoptera, Papilionidae. The record is from the annotation of a GenBank genome assembly.